Messenger RNA from Elgaria multicarinata webbii, 1892 nucleotides. It is a transcript of the gene STEAP1, whose product is annotated as STEAP family member 1. The transcript has 5 exons. NCBI's taxonomy places the organism in Eukaryota, Metazoa, Chordata, Lepidosauria, Squamata, Anguidae. The record is from RefSeq and is a predicted model, not a curated record. Bases 132 to 1130 code for a protein of 332 amino acids. Gene Ontology annotation, cellular component: plasma membrane; endosome.
GGACGAGACGCCGGUCCAGCUAGAGCAGCGCGCCUCCCCGGGGAUCGCUUCGCCCUCCGCUGCCGGCCCGUCGACGGGGGAACGUUAAAGUCUUGUGCCAUAGAGAGCAAGAACUAUCCUUGGUCAAAAACAUGGAUCAGGAUGAAGAUCAGAAAAUAGAUCCUGAAAGAACUUGGGAGAAUGACAAGCAUUUGAUUAUGGAUUUGCAAAGGACUGGCACUUACGGAGCAGCUGCUUUCCCCCAUAUUCAUAAAAGAAUCUAUACAGAUGACUUUGAAUCUCCUCCCAGUGAUCACUACAAACAUGACCUUUUCCCUAAGUGGCGUUUACCAGUGAAGACAGCACUGAUCUUAUCUUUGUUAACCUUUAUCUACACUUUCCUAAGGGACGUCAUCCAUCCUCUUGUAACUGCUCAAGAAAAUGUAUUUUAUAAAAUUCCAAUCCUGGUCAUAAACAAAGUCUUACCGGUGGUUUCAAUUACCCUUUUGGCCUUGGUUUAUUUACCAGGAAUAUUGGCUGCAGGUUUCCAGUUGCGUUAUAGAACCAAGUAUAGACGUUUUCCACAGUGGUUGGACCGAUGGAUGCUAUCACGAAAACAGUUUGGGCUUCUUAGCUUCUUCUUUGCCACAAUGCAUGCUUGCUACAGCUUGUGCUAUCCAAUGAGGAGAUCUUAUCGAUAUAAACUCUUGAACUGGGCAUAUAAACAGGUGAAGCAGAAAAAGGAAAAUGCCUGGAUUGAACACGAUGUCUGGAGAAUGGAGAUUUAUGUGUCUCUAGGAAUUCUGGGGCUUGCUUUGCUGGCUAUAUUGGCAGUAACAUCAAUUCCAUCUAUCAGCCAGUCACUGACCUGGAGAGAAUUUCAUUAUAUUCAGAGCAAGAUGGGAUAUUUAGCCCUGCUGCUGUGCACCAUUCAUGCACUAGUAUUUGCAUGGAAUAAGUGGAUCGACAUAGGCCAGUUCAUAUGGUACACUCCCCCUACAUUUAUGAUAGCUGUUGUAAUUCCAAUUGUGGUUUUGGUUUGCAAAAGUAUCCUGCUUUUCCCAUGCCUUAGGAAGAAAUUGCAGAAGAUCAGAUCUGGCUGUGAUGCUAACCCUGUGCCAACUAGGAUACAGAUGGCUUCCAGACUGUAGAUUUAAGUGUGCAUUACUUUGGUGCCAAUAUUCAUUUUUCCCACAAACUCGAAAUAAAUUAGGCUUGUCCCUCAGGAUACGAUCCUAUGCAUAGAUACAUAAAAUAAGUCCCACUGUGAGGCUUACUUCUGAAUAUACAUGCUUAGGAUCAUUUUGUUCUAUUGACAGAGUAAGCAUUUUCAUAUUUCAGUACAAGUUUAGUAGAGCAAACACUGAAAUGGUGCACGUACGAUGACUGUGUCUCAUCAAUUUUACCUAUGUGAAUUUCUCAUAAAACUCCCAAUCUUUUUCAGGGAAACUCUGGAAUAAUAAUGUGCCUCUUAUCACAAUCACGGUCUUAUCCACAUAAGACCUAAAAACAUGCAAUGCAAUAAACUAGCUAAAGUAUAACACUUCAAAUGUAUACAUAGAGUUGCCUUGCCUGAAACAGCUUCCUGAUUCAUUUCAAUGACUGAAGCACUUUCUUUAGCACUAAAAGAUCAUCUCUCUCUCUCUCUCUCUCUCUCUCUCUGAUUGAUUAACUUAAUGGGGUCUCCUGCACAUACCAGAGACCUGUAUGCUCAUCUAAGUGCCUAUCCAGAUCAAGGGAUGCCCACAGAUUAUUUAAAUCAGUGGUGGGAAGAAAGAUAUCUGUAUGUUUUGGACUUUAACUCCCGGCAUUCCUGAGCAUUUGCCAGAAACUUUGGAGUCCUGCAUUUCUUAAAAUAUUCCACUGAGUACUGUAAAUAACAUUUUAAAAACAAGCAGCUAUUAGUAUAUUUG